AGACCGAUUGCAUGCAUUGGGAGGACGCAUUGAAAGCUCGAGGAGCCGGAGACCUUGGUGGGACAUCAGCACGAGCAUCUUCGGCAGACAGACACUCUGAACCCAGCUCCGUCAGCGGCUUGAAGACGUGAGGUUGCUACAUAUUAUUCGCCGAAAAUCGAAGAUGAUCAACCCAGGCGCUAAAAUGGAUGUAAUCAAGACUGCGGAGGCGCAUGGCUACUCUCGGGAGGAUGGCAUAUGGCGGAGUCAGAGACCAUCCAUAUCAAUCCCUGAGGAGGAGACUGUGGAUACUGUGGGAAUGUACUAUCGAAUGGCUCCAGACGACGAUCGACUAGCUUUGGUUGAUGUGGUUUCGAAGGAGGAACUGACCUACAAGGAAUUCAAGAUCAAAUUUCGUACCGUGGCCUCCGGAUUGCAUGAACUCGGUGUGCGGAAGGGAGAUGUGGUCAUGAUCUUGUCACCAAAUUCUGUUUGGUUUCCUGUCAUUAUCUUCGGCUGUUGGUUGGUAGGAGCAACUGUGACCACAGUCAAUCCGGUGAAUACUUCAUACGAGAUAGAGAAGCAACUGAAGGAUUCUGGUGCACGACUCAUAUUUACUGUCCCAGAGCAGUACACCAAAGUUCAAAAUUUUGGGAAGCCGGUUGUGCUCAUUGGAGGAACCGAGCAGCAGCAUAAUGUCCCCAAGGGCGCGACUCCUUUUACGAAACUGUUGUCCGCUGAUCCCCGCAGAGUCCCCGAGGUCACCAGACGACAGUCAGAGAUAGCUGCGCUUCUGUACUCUUCAGGAACCACGGGAAUGAGCAAAGGAGUGGUUCUCACUCACAGGAAUAUCAUGGCUGUUAUACUGCAGCUUCUCUAUGAUGCUCCUCCGGAGGUCAGGGACAGGAGAUACAUGGUCAUGUUACCAAUGUAUCAUGUUUAUGGGCUGGCCGUGGUGAGCAUUGCGCAAUUUUUUAGACCGGGAGCUUUGAUCAUUAUGCCCAGAUUCGACACGCAGCUGCUUCUUAGUUCCAUUGAGAAAUACAAAAUUACCGACCUUCCGGUGGUACCACCUAUCAUUAUUAUGCUUGCCAAAAGCAAGGAAGUUGAUCGAUAUGAUAUGAGCUCUCUGGUUGAGAUCACUACUGGUGCGGCUCCUUGUGGAUUGGAACUGACCAUGGAGCUUCACAGAAGGUUACCGAAUGUUCGAAUCAGACAGGGUUUUGGAAUGACAGAGACCAGCGGAAUCGUGGGUGUGAAUGUUAGUAGACCAGAUAACUCACAUUUCGGCUCAACUGGAACUCUAGUUUCUAAUAUGGAGGCCAAGAUUAUCGAUGUAACAACGGGAAAAGCUUUGCCACCUUACGAUCAGGGGGAGAUAUGUGUGCGAGGUCCCAACGUUAUGCGAGAAUACUUGAACAACCCUCAAGCAACAGCUUCAACUAUCAAGGAAGGAUGGUUACACACUGGCGACCUUGGUUAUUACGAUGAAACAGGACAGCUGCAUGUUGUCGAUCGUUUGAAGGAGUUGAUCAAGUACAAAGGUUUUCAGGUUGCUCCUGCAGAACUGGAAGCAUUACUGCUUACCCACUCCAAGAUUUUGGAUGCAGCUGUUGUUCCAUUACCUGAUGAGAAAGCUGGUGAGCUGCCAGUGGCUUAUGUGGUGAAGGUCGCAAACUCUAAGUUGACCGAGCAAGAAGUCAUCGCUUUCGCAGCAGAGAAGGUAUCUCCCUACAAGCGACUCCAUAAGGUCACUUUUAUCGAUGCUAUUCCGAAAUCUCCAUCAGGGAAGAUCCUUAGGCGCGAAUUAACAUUGCUGGCGAAGGCAAAAGCCAAACUUUGAGUAACUCCAUUUACUACGACACACGAUACAUGGGCGUUUAGAGUACGUAAUAGGAUAGGUUAGCUCAUUAAAUUCUGAGGCACAUUUCGUACUUCAGUUUAACUUAUAUCUGAAGUCGUCAUCAACCCGAAGGAGGUUGAUGAAGCAACGACGUCAAUCUGUACAAAGAGUACUCUACUCAUUUCUGUACAAAGAGUACUCUACUCAUUUCUGUCUUUGCCAGUGCCCAUGUCACCAAUGAGCUGCAAUGCCCAUGAAGACAAAAUGUAUAUAAAGAAGUAUAAACACAUAGUUUCUGUAGUAUCCUGGUGAACACCUGCACAGUUUAAAAUUCGGAUGAUAAAGAAUGAAUCAUUGGGUCCUCGUAUUCGACCUCCAUAGGACUAGAGGUCAAGUCCUUCAUCUAUAUUGAAGAUAUUUUUUACAUCCCAUGAUUGUAAUCGCUCUUGUUGAUUAUCCUGCGUAGAUAGUACCUCGACCAACGAAGAAAAGUUUUUCGUCAAGCUUGU
Messenger RNA from Marchantia polymorpha subsp. ruderalis, 2331 nucleotides. The record is from the annotation of a GenBank genome assembly. Lineage: Eukaryota; Viridiplantae; Streptophyta; Marchantiopsida; Marchantiales; Marchantiaceae.